AUGGGGCCUUUACCUCUCUGGCUAACAGCGGGCUUGGCUGCGGUGGCAGUGUCACUCGCAGCUGUCAUAAUCCGAUACCUUCUAGCAACCAAACGUCCUAAAGACUUCCCACCGGGCCCGCCAACCCUUAUUGGGAUCGGCAACCUCCACCAAAUCCCACUCAAGCAGCCAUUUCUUCAGUUUCACGAAUGGUCCAAGACGUAUGGUGACAUUGUUGGACUCAAAAUCGGCUCGUCUAAUCUCGUCGUUCUUCACAGUGCUCAAUAUGUGCGCGAGCUAUUCGAGAAACGCGGCUCCAUUUACUCUGGAAGACCCUAUAGCUACGUGCAUGUUGAGCAUGUGUACCGUGAACAUGCUGACAAACACCUCCUGAAUCUUCAAAAUGGACCCUACCUCCGGCAAUGGCGUGCUGCCUCCUCCUCUCUUCUUGGUCCAGCGGGUGUGAGGCAGACCAUCCCAAUGCAGGAGGUGACUUCAGCAAGACUAGUACACGAGCUGUUGCAAGCAACUCCUUCCAAGACAUUGGAGCAUUUCAAGUUUUGGGCGCUAUCCACUCCUCUCCUGGCCAUCACCGGGCAACGGCUGGAAAACCGUGGCAAAGCCUUUUCGGACCGCCAUUUUAGUGCCCAGCAGCAGUGGAUCGAGCUGCUGGAGCCGGGUAGCGCUCCCCUGGCCGCUGUUGUUCCUUUUCUGCGCUGGGUUCCAGAGAGGUUUGCCAGCUGGAAAGGCAAGGCGCGAUGUGUGCGACAGUACAUGCUCGAGGAGUACUAUGGUUUCUUGAAAAGCGCUAAGGAAUUGAGCAAUAGCGCUGAUGAUAGCCCAAAGACAAGCGGAUACGUACCUACGAAAUACCGCUGCCUUAUGACAAAAAUUAUUGAGGAGUCGGAGGCAGAGGAGAGGAAAGGGGGCCGUAGGCCAUUCAAUGGUGACCAAAUCGCUUACCUUGGUGGAAGCCUCCUCGAUGCAGCAGUCGGCACGACAUGGGCCACUACGAUGAGCUUCAUUUUGUUAAUGGCAGCCUAUCCUGAUGUUCAAGCCAAAGCUAGAGAGGAGAUAGACCGAGUAAGCACAGACAAGCCCCCGGGAAGCGAAGUGCUUGCCCGGCUGCGGUACCUCAAAGCCUCUCUAUUAGAGGUUUAUCGCUUUCGUCCACCAGGCCCUCAUGGGCUUCCCCACGUUACUGAUCACGACGACAUCUUUGCAGGGUACAAGAUCCCCAAGGGAACCACAGUUCUUGCCAACGUCUGGGCAAUCCAUCACAACGCCGAUGACUACGAUCAGCCAAAUGAAUUUCGCCCGGAGAGAUAUCUAGACAACCCAUUCGGGCUCAAACCGGGCGUUGAGGCUUGCGAAGGGCGGCGGGCAACCUACGUCUUUGGUGCAGGUCGUAGGAUCUGUAUGGGUGAGCAGUUUGCCGAGAAUGCCAUCCUACUGGCUAUGUCCAAGCUCCUCUGGGCGUAUAACAUUUCUGCUCCGGAAUCGCUUGACCUCACCGUUGAGACCGGGUUCCACACAGGGUUGGUGCUAAGCCCCCAUCCCUUUAAAGUUGACUUUGUUUUGCGGGACGACGACAGGAGGGAGAGUGUGAUUCUCGACUACAAAGAAGCGUCUGCAGCACUGAAACACAUUGGGAUCUGA
Paracoccidioides brasiliensis Pb18 is the source of this 1638-nucleotide messenger RNA. RefSeq lists its product as uncharacterized. The record is from RefSeq and is a predicted model, not a curated record. The coding region runs from base 1 to 1638 and encodes 545 amino acids. Gene Ontology annotation, molecular function: iron ion binding; oxidoreductase activity, acting on paired donors, with incorporation or reduction of molecular oxygen; monooxygenase activity. The transcript has 2 exons.